GCGUUGCUAGCCUGCUCGCUCGGCGAAAAGGGCAGCAGCCGCACUCGACUGCCGGUGCCCUGCCGAGGCACCCCAUCCUCCCUCUCCACCCUCCCCGGCCCUCGGCGCGUGCGCCGGUGACGUGCAACGGCCGCCGCUGCACAGGCACCCGCACGCGCUAAGGCAGCCCUACCCUCGCGGCACAGCCACCGCUGCCGCUCACUCUGAUUCGUGAGCUCGGACAGCGCUGCGUCUUGCCGCUCCACCACCACCCUCCUAUCCGUCCCAUCCACCUCCUCUCUCCCUCGCCCAGACCGGCCCAGGCCGCACACACGCGGCAUGGAGCCGAGCCCGGGCCUGCCCUCCCACGAGGCCUCGCAGUAUCUGCCCGGCCUGCGGCGGCUCUUCGAUGAGCAGCAGCAGGCCGAUGCCGCCACCAGCUCCGGCCUGCGCGCCGCCGAGCCGGCCGGCAGCAGCGACAGUCCGCCGGCGCUGCUCAGCUCGUCGGCAUCCGACGUCGGCACCUUUGGCCGCAGCUCGAGCAGCAUCCUCCUGCCGACCUCCUCGGCGCUCAACGUGCGCAUCGAAGCACCCGUCGAGCCCAGCUCAAUACAGCUCGCGCGGCCCCCCGGCGACGCCGCGCUGCCGCUCGCCACUGCGCGGCAGCUCGAGAAGCAGCGCAUGGCCGACGACGACGAGGUGGAGGACAUGCUCUCCGUCAGCGUCCACGACGCGCCUGCCGUGGAGCCCGUGGCGCAGGAGCGGCUGGACCCCCGCGAGCACUGGGCCGCCGGUGCCGCAGGCUCGCCACCGCGGCCAAUGCGAACGGGCUCAGCGCAGCAGCAGCAGCGCGGCUCCUCCUCGCAGCCGGCGUCUUCAGAUCGGCGAUCGCGCGACGGCUCGCCAGAACGCAGAGGCUUUGGCGUGGGCGAGCGCGGCGGCGCCUCGGGUCAGGAGUUCAGCCCCUUGCGGCGAGUCCUGACGCCGGCGCAGGAAGAGUCACAGGCGCGCGCCCAGGAGAAGCGCCGGCAGAGCGAAGAGCUGGACCGCGAGUUUGUGCGCAUGCGCGGCUCGAGCUCGAGCAUCAUCAGUCCGCCACUCUCGCCAACAGUUCUGGCAGCGGCGAGCGGAGCAAGCGAGCGAAGCCCAUACCAGCGGCAUGGUCUGCUCGGCGACAACAAUCGGUCUCUGCGCGCCGCGUCGUACCCCGACGCAACGCCUGCUAUGCUGGCUGCGGCCGCUGCUAGCACGUCCGCUCGGAGGAUAUCCGCGUCUCGGCGACCGGCCAGCCGGCCACUGUCAGUGGACCACACUGCUGCGCCCGGAAAGCGUGGACGCACAUCGAGUGCACCAAUCUCGCCAGCUGGCGAGACUCCGCGCCUGCUCGUCUCUUCAGCGGACAGAGAGGCAGGGGGCAGAGAAGCACCGUCGAGAGGCGCCGACAGCACGCGUCGAGCGCUAUCCUUCACGCCAGGCACUCUGCCCGAUGGCACCUUGGCAGGCACCGAAGUGCCGCGCCGGACGUCCUCACAGCGCGCCCACGACCGCUCAGCGGGCCACUCGCCCACCGAUCGGCGGCGACACCACAGCGGCAGUCAUCUUGGCGCAAGCCCCGGUACGCUCGCAUCGCGCUGGAGCAGCGGCGACUGGUACGGCGUCGCGGCCGCCGACGAGUGGCCGGGCAGCAGUCGGCUGUCCGGCGAGCACGGGCGGCACUCCUUCUCAACGCUGCUGGCGAGCCAGGCACGCGCACACUCGCGCUUCCACAUGACGGCGUGGGCUGCGCUGCGCCCGCGCUUCCCGGCUCAGCUGCACACGCUGCGGCCGCUGCGCUUCACCUCCAUCUGGCCGCGGCUGCACCACGCCACGCUGCUGCUCUCGACGUACGCACAAGUGCCCGCGACGCUCUUCCUCGACUACAACGUGCUCUUUGUGCUCGCGUCGCUGGCGCGCUUUCCGUCAGUGCCCGGCACCGAGGCUGGCUGGUGGACUGCCGUCGCCGUGUACGGUGCCUGCGUCCUGGUCUGGCUCUUCGGCGUGCUGAUGCUCUGGGACGUUCUCAUAAGCUAUGGACGGCGCUGGCGCAAGUCACAACCCGAGAUUCUUCCUAUCUAUCUACGCUCGGCUGCAUUCUCACUCUCGACGAUCAAGUCGUACUCAGUCUACUCGCUCCUCUAUCGCGUGCGCAUGCGCGCCACUCGUCGCGACUUCUUCAUCGAGACGUGCUGGUUCCAGUCGCAGAACUGGCCGACUGUCCUCACGCUCGUGCCGCGUGGCAUCAUCUGCACUGUGGUGCUGUCGAUCUACCGGGAGCGCAGCGAGUUUGGUCCGGUUCUCGGCCGCGAUCCGAUCUACUUUGCGCAGGACUCGGACGCACUCACCGCCUAUGCGUUCGUCGUGCUGCUGAUCUUCGCCGCAUGGGCUGCAUUCCGGACGCUGUUGCUUCUGCUAUCAUACCUCGGUCUGCUCUUCGCUGUUGGCCCGCGCUCCCUCAUCGAUAGCGUGGACAAGCCUGCGCCAGGAUCCGAGGAGGAAGAGGCGAUUCGUCUCAGCGACUACCACAGCAACGGCUCGCGGCGGCCUCUGGUCGGCGAGAGUCCCGCGCCGAUGUGGGCCUCCGAGGUCGGCAUGCCACAAGCGGCUGCGCGCACAUCUGGCGAAGCGUUCUCCCGGGAGCAUGCCGAAGAGCUCGGCGCCGCCGCCACACUGCCGGCAGCAUGGCGCGACCGUGCUGAGGAUCGCAUCCGCGAUGCGCUGCUCGAGUUUGGCCCGGGCGCACCUUCCACGCAGGACCACAGUCCGCGCGGCUCACUCGAGCGCCGCACUGAUAUGGCUGAGAAGCGCCGUAGCUACCUCAGCGCCAGCGGCACGUCCGGCGCCGGCCAUGGGCCCGUCACGCUGGCGAGCACGCCGAUGGCAUCGCCUCAGAUGGUGCGUGCCGGCAGCGCCGGAGCAUGGGAGCACAUCGAGGGCGACGCCGCCAGCCCACCGACCCGCGGACGUCCUCUGCCGUCCGAGGACCGUGCGUCGAAGCUUGCCAGCGCACAGAGCUCUCGAGCGCCUUCGGCUGCACCAUCCGUCGCCCUCUUGCCGCCCAGUCGUGCGUCCACGUUUGGCGUGGUGACGCACGAGCCUCUCGAGGCGACACCGGUGCCUUCGGACAGCCAGGCGGGAGGAAGCGGGCGCUUCGCUUCCUUCGGCAGCGCCACGCCUUCGUUCAAGAGAGCGGCGCUUGUUGCUGGCGGCGGCGCAGUGAGCACGCUCGCUGUGACCGACGAGUCGCCUCAGCAGGAGCCGCGAGGCGAGAAGCGGCCACGCGGCUCGGAAGACUCGAUGGAGUAUGUCAUCACUCCGAGCGCCAGCUUCGGCGACGCGGCUCGCCUGAGCCACAUCAGCUCGAGCUCCGGCACGUCGAGCGCUGGAGAACAAGUCCUCGUGCUGCCGUUCCCGUCAGCCUCCACGAGCGACGUCACUGCCACGCCGCAACGCGAUUCGCGUGAGCGACUCAGCGACUCGCCACCGCACUCGGGCGAUGAACGCCGCGGCGACAGCCGCAGGUCAUCGAAGAUGGAGCGGCGCGGCACGCUGUCGCCCCGGAGCAUUGCCGGCGACUCGCCGCCGAGUCUGCAGCCCAGUAGCGACAGUCGCCUGGGCCGGCCCAGUCGCGCCAACUCGUCGCUCUCGUCGCUGACCGAGUCGAUUCGCGGUGCGCUCUCGCGCGUGGCCAUGCGCUCUGGCGAGAGCCUCUCGGGCGACGGCGGCGAAGGUGUGCACACACCACGCAUCUCUCCGCCCAUCGCCACUGCCGCUCUGGCGUCAGGGCAGGAGGCCAGCGAGAGCGCUGGCGAGUCGAUGCGCGCAUCUUCGUCCUGGUGGCCUGCGCUAGUCGGGCGUCGCAACAAGAGCUCACCGCCGACGGAGGCCGCUUCGCUUGAGCCAGCGCCAGCACCCCCGGCCAUCGAGAUCGAGCGCCCGAGCUCUCCGCGUGAGGGCGGCAGCCUGCUCGCGCUGUCCAAAGAUCAGGCCGCGCUCUCAGAGGCCGAUGACCAAGCGCCUGCAGGUGAGCGGGCCAGCGACGAGCCCGUGCCGCCGUCGCCGGCGCUCAGUCUGCGAACCAUCGAGACGGCCGCCUCCGAUGACUCGGAGGAGCGUCGGCUGUGGGCCACGUUCCCUGACCAGUCGCGUCGCCACCCACCAGGCCUCAUCGCGCUCGAGCACGAACAGCGCCAGCUCGAGGCUGCAGCAGCUCGGCAGCGAGAGCAGCGCGAGCAGCUCGGCGAGAUGUCGGAGCGCACGCCGCGCGUGGCUGCUGUCAGCGAUGCGGCUGCGGCGGCGGCCAUGGCGUCGGAUGACGCGUACAGCAGCGGCAGCAGCCAUGCCAUUCCGAUCCUCGGCGCACGCAGCACCUCGCCAGACGACAUUGCCGGCACACAGCAUCUCUCGGCAAGCCCGACGGCGCAGGAGCUGGCCGUCAGUCCUUCGCAGGGCGGCCUCAUUCCCAUCAAGGAGGAGUCGUGGGGCUCCAGCCUGGACGCCUCGAGCGGCGCUCCUUCGCCCACGCGCUCGCACGCCUCGGAUGCUCCGACGGGCGCGCCGCACUGAGACGCCUUGCCACCCCGCCUCCUCAUUCCAGUCACCACUACACGUGCUCCCUGUGCUCUGUCUCUCUCAUACCACCGCACGCCGGAUACCAGUCCGAGGC
Molecule: messenger RNA, 4681 nt
Organism: Tilletiopsis washingtonensis
Lineage: Eukaryota; Fungi; Basidiomycota; Exobasidiomycetes; Entylomatales
Exons: 3
Coding region: 319-4581 (1420 amino acids)
Source: RefSeq, a predicted model, not a curated record